Prorocentrum cordatum is the source of this 2544-nucleotide messenger RNA. The record is from the annotation of a GenBank genome assembly. Lineage: Eukaryota; Dinophyceae; Prorocentrales; Prorocentraceae.
GGCACCGCGCGCGCCCGCGCCGACCGCCCCGGCCACUGCCGCGCGCCUCCGGCAUGUGGUGGAGGCCGCGCUGCAGGCCGACGCCCCCGCCGAGAUGAUGCCCAGUGGGCCCGAGGGCGCACGCGCCGAGGGCGUGGUGCAGGACGGUGGAGCGAGCGAGGCUUCGGCUUCAUCACGCUCACCGAUGGGAGGCGCGCGUACAUACACCACAGCACCAUGGGCGGUGGCAACCUCGAGCCAGGCGAGAAGGUGGUGUGCCUAGUCGCGGAGGACAAGCAGAACACCGGCAAGUGGGCCGUCACCGCGAUCGAGCGGGAGAAGGACCAGCAGCAGCAGAUGGGCGGCAGCAUGGGCAGCGGCAUGGGCAUGAUGAUGCCCAUGAUGAUGCCGAUGGGCGGCAUGGGUGGCAUGGGCAUGAGCCCAAUGGGCAUGAUGGGCGGCAUGGGCGGCGAGUCGAAGUUGGCGACGCACUGCUGGAUGGUGCUGGUGCCACAGGGCUGCCUGCAGCCUCGACACCUCGCGCCAUGCGCCGACCAGGAGACGGGGAAGGAGCGCGGGGGGCGGCUCCGCGAGCUGCGCUCGCAGCCGCAGCCUCGGCGGCCGCUGGGCUCGCCGAGGAAGCUGCUGCGCAUGCAGCCCAGGAGCGCGCCCUCCGACAUGCACAGAGGGCCCGAGCAGCCAGGGGCCGACGACGCGGCGAGCGAGGCGGAGGGCGAUGGCGCGGCCUGGGCGGCCAUGGCCCACGGGCAGCUGCUGGGGGCAGCUGCUGGGCGGCGGCGCGCCGCGGGCCGCGCGCAGCCGGGCGCUGCUGACCAGGCCUUCGACGUGGUCGCGGAGGCGCCGGCUCUGGCGGAGCGGGCCCCUGGCCCGUGGGCGGCCGCCUUCGUCUACGGCGAGAGCGACGACGACGGCUCGCCCCAGGGCGUCGACGAGGGGGGGGUCGCGAACAUCUUCCUUGUCCAGCUCAUGCGGGGCCGCGCGGCGCACGGGGCGGGCGACCGUCUGGGCACUAUAGCCCUGCCCCUGAGGACCGACAACCUGCACCCACUGGUGGCCGACGUGAGCCACGGUAGAAUCAAGGUCUGCAAGGAUGACCUCAAAUACCACCGGGACGUGCUGCUGUCUGUCCUGACCUCACUCGACAGCAGGCCCCCGACAUCAGCGUACGCGAGAGCUGUCUUCAAGCUUGACGAGGCGUCGGGCUGGAAGCUCGGCGGCGCCAACUACAGCAAGGAUGGGGGGAACCUGCCUUUCUACGCUGACGGCGAGCCCUACAGCUCGUGGAGUUUGCUCGAGGGGGCCUGCCUGCAUGCAAUGAUUUUCUACGUGUACAAACUCAAGGGUGCGCACCCAAUAUCCAGGGAUCCUGACAUUGCCAUCCUCAAGAACGCAUGCAAGCCUCCCAGAACCCGUUCCAAGAAUCAGGGGGGCUCGGGCGCAGACGAUGAGGAGAAUGAAUUCGCCGAGUUCGCAGUGGAAGUUAUCAUGAUUGAUGAAGAUGGACCAGACACGCCAGAGCCCUCCGAAUCGCACCCCCACGACGACAAGAUCCCCGUGGCCCAACCCAGCACCGCACCGGCUUGCGACAAGAUCCCCGCGGCCCAGCCUGACACCACACCAGCUUGCGACGACAAGAUCCCCGCGGCCCAGCCCAACACCGCACCGGCUUGCGACGACAAGAUCCCCGCGGCCCAGCCGGACACCGCACCAGCUUGCGACGACAAGAUCCCCGCGGCCCAGCCCAGCACCGCAAUGGCUUGCGACGACAAGAUCCCCGAGAGCCAGCCCGACACCGCCACUGCUUCCGACGCGCCUUCCCAGCCCCCCCGGUCGCCAGAGACGCCCCGCUCUGCUGUGGAGGUGGUUCCCAAGGCCGAUGACAUUUCAGCUGUCACUAUCGCGCUGAAGAUGAAGGGCCCCGGGAUGUCACAGGCGAGAGCUGAAUGCAUUGCUCGUGGACUUCUUCUCGGAGCGAUGAUGCCCGAGCCAGGCGACGACUCUGUUGUGAACAGGGAGUUGCAGGCGAUCCAGACAAUCAGCUCGAGCGACGAGGAGGGCGAGGACGCCGCCCCCCGCGCGCCCUUCGAUCGCAUCGCCACGGCGCUGUGCCACUCAUCGCCUGCCGCGCCCGAGACGGAGGAGAAGGAGCACUUCGCUCAUCCAGCCGCGCAUGCUUCCUCGUGCGCCCGGGCCCCGCCGCCGCCCAAGAAGCCGCCCAACGUCGGUCAUUGGCAUGACAGAACCAUGGGGAUGUUCCAGGUGUUCAACGAGAGGCACAAGGAUGUCUUGGCCAUCCUCCCGGAGGCGGCGCAGCCUCCUGACACCCCUCACGGGGAACUCUCCUCCACCUGCAAGUGGAACUACGCCCCCGACAAGACCCCGCUCACUUUGGAGGUCCACAUGGUGAAAGGCUUCGUGCGUGUUGUCAAGCCCGUCAUGGGCACAGGCUUUGCACAGUUCGGUUUUUCUGCGUACGAGGGCGCUGGCAAAGCCUGGGAGGCUGCUGUCAAGGCUGCCAUUUUGAAAGCCGCGUCCGACGAAUGA